UUUCAGUCCACCAAUUUGCAGAGUGCAAACAGAACAAAACCGAAAACAGAAUUUGAAUUAAAACAUAUGCCGAAGCUAAUAAUCAAGCAACAUAAGAUGGAAGAAAUCUCCGGCGACAAAAACCACCGCUCACCGCCGCCGCUUACCGGUGAGCAGGAAUCCGCCGUCUUGGUCUCAGCCUUGAGGAAUGUCAUAAGCGGAACACCAGCGGAUUCCACGGCGGACAACCUCGGAUUUUUUACAUCCUUCAAUUUUCUCACCUCAUCCGCCGCCGCCGCCUCUUCGACCGGAGGCAAAGCUGACUUCCCGCCGCCUCUCCUAAGGUUACCCGAUGGCCCGACGUGUCAAUUUUGCGGAAUAUCAGGGUGCUUGGGCUGCAAUUUCUUUGGGACGGCGGAAGUUGAAGACAAGAAGAAGAAGAAUGUGAUAGGUACGAAGAGGAAGAAAAAGAAUUACAGGGGAGUGAGGCAGAGGCCAUGGGGGAAAUGGGCGGCCGAGAUUCGCGACCCGCGAAAAGGGGCCCGAGUUUGGCUCGGAACGUUCCAGACAUCUGAAGAGGCAGCUCGGGCUUACGACCGAGCUGCCGUAGAGUUCAGAGGUCCGAGAGCGAAGCUCAAUUUCCCCUACACUGACUACACAACAUCGUGGUCGCAUUCUCAUCAAGUACAACCUCUGCAGACAGAACACGACAACGUUAAUAAAAGGGGGAGUAAUUUGGCGGGAAAAUUGGAGGUGGAGACGAGCGGGGAAACGGAACAGUUGGAAUUUGCAGAGGAAGAGUGGGAAGAAUGCUGGAGAAUUAUGAUGAUGGAUUUCAAUGGCGAUUCUUGCGAUUUCACCAGCUUAUCAGCUUCUUCCUAAAUUGGGAAGAAGCUAUAUUCGUUUUGUCCAGUUUCGUUUUUGUAUAAACCUGGGCAUGUAAAAUAGUAAUAAUGAAAAUCAAUAAUAAAACAAAUUUGGUUUUACUCUGAUCUUCACUGAAAUUUUGUGAAUUUCCAGCCUUCUAUAAAAUUUCAAUGCAAUAUAAUUUUGGCUCGACAAAGAAAUUGCAAGUAAAGUAAAGGUUAUGUACGUCGAUGAUAAAGUUUUUUUGUUUUCGCUUUACAUAUGAUGAGGACAUUACUCGGUAUUUAAUUUAUGAUCUAUUGUAAUAAAGUGCUUCCGAG
Cuscuta epithymum is the source of this 1166-nucleotide messenger RNA. The record is from the annotation of a GenBank genome assembly. Lineage: Eukaryota; Viridiplantae; Streptophyta; Magnoliopsida; Solanales; Convolvulaceae.